Messenger RNA from Closterium sp. Yama58-4, 7392 nucleotides. Lineage: Eukaryota; Viridiplantae; Streptophyta; Zygnematophyceae; Desmidiales; Closteriaceae. The record is from the annotation of a GenBank genome assembly.
AUGGCGUUCGGCGAAAUUGUAGGCACGUCGUUGGAGGUCCCGCGAGUGACGUCGACUCUGCGAGUGCUGGUGCGAGAUGGCGGACGUCCCUUUGACGUGGAUCAGCAGCUGUUGCAACGAAAACAGGCACUCGCGCGGCGAAGCUCAGCUGGCGCCACGUCAGCAGAAGCAGGCCACGCGGCGCCAGCAGUGGGUGCCACGUCACUUGCGCAACGACUGGUUCCUGAAUGGGAGAAAGCCCCUGGUAGUGUGCGAGAGGCGUACGAGUCGUUUCUAGUGGCCGUCCAAUCACUGCUCGCCACGGAGGUCUCUUCUGCCGACCUGCACGAGGCAGCAGGGGCGGCGUUUGACUGCAUUGACCGCCAGCUCAGCGCAAGGCGGGCGGAGAAGGAGAAGCAGGAACGGCAAGGGGAGGAGGGAGGGCGUUCGGAUGGACUUGCCAGGGCCUUGAGCGAGGCACAUUCGCUCUCCGAUGCUGAUCUGGGCAGCAUAAGAUCUGCUCUCUCUGACCUCCUCGGUCUUAUCUCCUCUGACCUUCCCCUCAUCCGCCGUACAGUCUCUCUCACGCUCCAGCUGCUUGCCUGGCAGCGCACCCACCGCCCCCAACCACACCACCACCACCAGCACCGCUCUGCACCGCACCAGGAACCUUCAGAUUCCUUCAUGUUUGGCGCAGACGUGCCGUUCCAGGUGCCUGGGGCUGGUCUAGAUGGUAACCAGCUGUUACAGCAGUUCUGGGAGGAGGCCAGGGCCCGCACUCAGGCACAGGCUCAGUCGUGUGUGGAGGCGGCUCAGUGGGGGGGAGGCGCGCAGCUGACUGCUGAUGAGCUGUCUCUGGCCGUGCUCAAGCUCAUGCAAUCACUGGGGUCUGGAGAUGAGGUGGCUGGUGAGCUGUUCAACCUAGUGGGCGAUCAGGGCUUCGAGUUCAUCCAGCAACUGCUGCAGCAUCGCAAGGCAUUGGUCUCCGCAGCUCAGUCGGCCCUAUCAGCCCUGAAAGAGGCAGUGGAGGCGGACGCAGCAAGCAGCGGCGCCAGCAACAGCCACGUGCGGCACGGCGCUACAGUGACCGUGCAGACCGAGUCAGAGAAACAGCUGGAGAAGCUCCGAAAGAAAGAGGACAAGAAAAUCGCCCGCGCCGCUGCGAAAACAGGAGGUGGUGGGGGAGUGGGGGGAGUCGGGGGGAGAGGGGGGGUAGAGGGGGAGCUAGCGUGGCUGCUAGGCGCAGGGGGGUUUUCAGCACUGGUGGAGGCUGGGGAGAAUAAAGUCGGAGGGGUGAUUGAUGCUCUGAUAGGCACAGGGGAUGAUGCUGUGUCAGUGAGGGCGCUGCCUGUGGGUACUAAGAGGAAGGCUUUUAAGGGGUAUGAGGAGGUGCAUGUGCCGCCAGCAGCUGUGGAGGGGCCGGGGAGAGCACAGGAGAAGCUGGUGAGGGUGGGUGAGAUGGAGCCGUUUGCUCAGAAGGCGUUUGAGGGGUUUCAGACACUCAACCGCAUUCAGAGCCGCAUCUACCAGCGUGCUUUCUACUCCAAUGAGAACCUGCUGGUGUGUGCGCCUACGGGGGCUGGCAAGACCAAUAUUGCAAUGAUCACAAUUCUACAUGAGGUGGGAGCCAACUUCAAGAAUGGAGUGCUGCAGAAGAACGACUUUAAGAUCGUCUAUGUGGCUCCCAUGAAGGCUCUAGCAGCGGAGAUGGCAGCAGCGUUUGGGCGGCGCUUGGCCCCUCUGGGCCUGGCAGUGCGAGAACUGACUGGCGACAUGCAGCUGACCAAGAGAGAGAUGGAGGAAACGCAGAUGAUAGUGACAACACCCGAGAAAUGGGAUGUGAUAACAAGAAAGAGCUCGGAUGUAUCGAUGGCGUCGCUGGUGCGGCUGCUGGUGAUCGACGAAGUACACUUGCUGAAUGACGACCGAGGCCCCGUGAUUGAGACGCUCGUGGCGCGCACCCUGAGACAGGUGGAGAGCUCUCAGAGCAUGAUUCGCAUCGUGGGCCUCUCGGCAACCUUACCCAACUACACAGAGGUUGCACAAUUCUUGCGAGUCAAUCUCGACACGGGCCUCUUCUAUUUCGAUGCAUCCUACCGCCCGGUGCCGCUCUCCCAGCAGUACAUCGGCGUCUCGGAACCCAACUUCGCCCGCCGCAACACCCUCAUGCAUGAGAUUGCGUAUGAGAAGGCAAUGAAUGCGGUGAAGAAUGGGAAGCAGGCGAUGGUGUUUGUGCAUUCUCGGAAGGACACUGUUAAGACUGCGAGAAUACUGAUGGAGACGGCACAGAGGAACGGGGAGGUGGAGCUGUUCAACUCGCAGGAGCAGCCGCAGUACAAACUCAUGGAGAAGGACGUGAUGCGGUCGCGCAACAGGGAGAUGGCGGAGCUAUUCCAGGCUGGUUUUGGCAUUCACCAUGCCGGCAUGCUGCGCCCCGACCGCUCGCUCACAGAGAAGCUCUUCAGCAUGGGGCUCAUCAAGGUGCUUGUGUGCACAGCCACAUUGGCAUGGGGAGUCAACCUGCCAGCACACACAGUCAUCAUCAAGGGUACGCAGCUGUAUGAUGCCAAGGUUGGCGGCUUCCGGGAGCUGGUGCGGUGCUGUGUGGUGCAGCAGAAGGAAGGAUGCAGCGCCAUGCAUGGUGUGUUGUCUAGUGCAGCUGUUGCAUCAGUUUCCAAUCUGGGGUUUGAAUGGGCUCAGCUCAGUCGCACAGAGGUUCCAACCUGGGUCUUCUCUUUUGUUCUUUCACAGAUCUUUGGCCGAGCAGGGCGGCCGCAGUUUGAUUCGAGUGGGGAGGGCAUCAUCAUCACAGCCCACAACCAGCUCGCACACUACCUGCGCCUCAUGACCCACCAGCUGCCCAUCGAAUCGCAGUUCGUGGCGAUGCUAAAGGAUAAUCUGAAUGCGGAGGUGGUGUUGGGAACAGUCACCAACGUGAAGGAGGCGUCUGCCUGGCUGGGGUACACGUACCUCUUCAUGCGCAUGCAGGCCAACCCGCUUGCUUAUGGCAUGACGUGGCAAGACGUAGCCAUGGAUCCGGGCCUGGUUGCUCGGCGCCAGGCCUUGAUCACCGAGGCUGCUCGUGCUCUGGACCGAGCCAAGAUGAUGAGGUUUGAUGAGCGCAGUGGGCAGCUGUAUGUGACUGAGCUGGGGCGCGUGGCGAGUCACUUCUACAUCCGAUACACGUCUGUGGAGACUUAUAACGAGCUGCUGCGGCGACACAUGAGCGAGAGCGAGAUUGUCGACCUGAUAGCACGAUCAUCCGAGUUUGAGAACAUAGUGGUGAGGGAGGAGGAGAUGCCUGAGCUCUUCACUCUGCGCUCCAAGUUCUGCCCUCUGGACGUGAAGGGCGGGCCAGAGGACAAGAUUGGGAAGAUCAACAUUCUCAUCCAGGUCUACCUAUCGCGCGGCUACCUCGACUCCUUCUCACUCAUCGCCGACACUGCCUAUGUAUCUGCCUCGCUGGGCCGCAUCACACGUGCGCUCUUCGAAAUCGCUCUAAAGCGAGGAUGGUGCUCCCUGGCGGCCUCCCUGCUGGAGAUGGCCAAGGCGGUGGACCAGCGGAUAUGGCCGCACCAGCAUCCUUUGAGGCAGUUCGAGUCCGUGAUUUCUCAAGAGGUGCUGUUCAAGCUGGAGGACCGGGGGCUGGACCUGGACCGGCUGUGUGACAUGGACGACAAUGAGAUUGCUGCCAUCAUCCGCUCGCCCUACGCUGCCAAGCUGGUGUCGCAGUGCGUGUCUCAGUUCCCCUAUCUCGAGCUCGAUGUGCACAUCAGCCCCAUCACCCGCACUGUGCUCCAGGUGACACUCUAUGUGACGCCCACCUUCCAGUGGAAGGACAGAUUCCACGGCAACGCCCAGCGCUGGUGGAUAUGGGUGGAGGACAGCGAGAACGAGCACAUCUACCACACGGAGUAUUUCAUUCUGUCCAAGAAGAUGAUGGCGCAGGGCACACACACGCUCGCCUUCACCAUCCCCAUCUUUGAGCCGCUACCCCCACAGUACUACGUGCGCGCCAUCUCAGACAACUGGCUUUCCUCCUCCUCCACCCACACCAUCUCCUUCCGCCACCUUAUUCUGCCCGAGCGCCACCCGCCCCACACAGAGCUGCUAAAUCUGCGUCCCCUGCCCGUCACUGCACUGGGGGAUCCCGAAGCAAUCGGGCUGUACGGCUUUUCACACUUCAACCCCAUUCAGACUCAGGCCUUCCACACGCUCUACCACACCGACCACAGCGUGCUGCUCGGUGCUCCCACCGGCAGUGGCAAGACCAUCUCGGCUGAGCUUGCCAUGCUCAGGCUGUUCCGCACGCAGCCAGGCAUGAAGGUGAUUUACAUAGCACCGCUUAAAGCCCUGGUGCGAGAGAGGAUGGAGGACUGGGGCAAGAACUUUAUGCCAAAGCUCGGCAAGUGCAUGGUGGAACUAACAGGUGAUCUCACGCCGGACAUGAAGCUGCUGGUGGCGGCUGAUGUGAUUGUGGCGACACCAGAGAAGUGGGACGGCAUCACACGCAGCUGGCACAACCGCUCGUAUGCGCAGACGGUAGGGUUGAUGGUGAUGGAUGAGAUUCACCUGCUGGGGCAGGACAGAGGGCCAGUACUGGAGGUGAUUGUAUCGAGGAUGAGAUACAUCUCUGCCCGCACCUCCCGCCCCAUCCGCUUCCUCGGCCUCUCCACUGCCCUUGCCAAUGCCAGGGACUUAGCGGACUGGCUGGGCAUAGAGCGGGUGGGUCUGUUCAACUUCAAGCCCAGCGUGCGCCCCGUGCCGCUAGACGUGCACAUCCAGGGCUACCCCGGCAAGUUCUACUGUCCGCGCAUGAACGCCAUGAACAAGCCGCUCUACGCCGCCAUUCUCACGCACUCGCCCGUGAAGCCCGUGCUUGUUUUCGUGUCGUCCCGGCGCCAGACUCGGCUGACAGCGCUCGACCUCAUCCAGUACGCAGCAGCGGACGAGCGUCCGAGGCAGUUUGUGCACGCGAGUGAGGAGGAGAUGGAGGCACACGUGGCAAUGGCUUCGUCGGCAGAGCUGAAGCACACACUGCAGUUUGGCAUCGGGCUGCACCACGCUGGGCUCACUCAGAGCGACAGGUCGCUGGUGGAGACACUCUUUGCUGAGAGGAAGAUUCAGGUGCUUGUGUGCACUUCUACCCUCGCAUGGGGUGUGAAUCUACCCGCCCAUCUAGUGGUUGUGAAGGGCACAGAGUACUUUGAUGGGAAGCAGAAGCGGUAUGUGGAGAUGCCCAUCACAGACGUGCUGCAGAUGAUGGGGCGCGCAGGGCGGCCGCAAUUCGACAACGAGGCCAAGGCGGUGAUUCUUGUGCACGAACCCAAAAAGAGCUUCUAUAAGAAGUUCCUAUACGAGCCGUUCCCAGUGGAGUCGUCGCUGCACCUGGUGCUGCACGACCAUCUCAACGCGGAGGUGGCGGGGGGCAGCAUCGCCAGCGUGCAGGACGCCAUGGACUACCUCACCUGGACCUUCUUCUUCCGCCGCCUCCUCUGCAACCCCUCCUUCUACGGGCUUGCUGACACCAGUGCGGAAUCGGUCAACAUUUUCCUCUCAGAUCUGGUCAGCCGCACUCUCUCCGACUUGGAUGCUGCCGGCUGCAUCGCCCUCCACGAGGACGGCAGUGUGGAUCCUCUGCCGCCCGGCCUGAUUGCCUCGCAGUACUACCUCCACUUCACCACCGCCGCACUGUUCACCGCCAAUCUCACUUCGCCGGCCGCUGCUGCGGCAGUGACACUGGAGACGGUCCUUCACGUGCUGUGUGGGGCAGCAGAGUUUGACGAGCUGCCAGUCCGGCAUAACGAGGAGUUUGUGAAUGCUGAGCUGGCGAAGCAUGUGCGCUGGAAGGUGGAUCAUCGCACCUAUGACGACCCGCACACCAAGACCAACCUUCUGCUCCAGGCACAUUUCUCCCGCCUGGCGAUGCCAAUGAGUGACUACGAGACGGAUCUCAAGAGUGUGCUGGAUCAGACCAUUCGAGUGCUACAGGCCAUGAUCGACACCGCCGCUACAGCCGGCCAGCUACAGCCUGCUCUGCUCACCAUGCGCCUCACCCAGAUGGUCAUUCAGGCUGUGUGGUGCGACCUUGGCUCGCCACUAGCCAUGCUGCCACAUGUCACGCCCUCAUUGGAGGACGCGCUGUCAGCUGCCAGGCUGGCAUCGCUAUCCGCCCUGCUGUCCGCCUCGCCACAUCACCUCCGCCAGCUCCUCGCCUCCCACCUCUCGCCUGCCGCUCGCGCCGAUUUCCUCCAGGCUCUGGGAAUGUUACCUAGACUGUCCAUGGCAGUGCGAGUGCUCCCUUCUGGCACAGCUGAUGGGGAGAAAAAGUCUGUUUCUCCUUCUGCUCCAGCAGCAGCAGCAGCAGCAACAGGAGUGGUGGUGGAGGUUUCGCUUCGACGCUCGCGGCCGCACCAGCCACACUCUCUUCGUGCCUACACGCCCUUCUUCCCCAAGGUGAAGGAGGAGGGGUGGUGGGUGGUGGUAGCAGCAGCAGACUCCCCCACCCUGCUGGCCCUCAAGCGUGUCUCCUUCACGCACCGACUCACCACUCGCCUGCACGUGCCUGAACUGCUGUCGUCAGUGAAGCAGCUGUCCGUCCAUCUCAUCUCUGACUGCUAUGUCGGCCUGGACCAGCAAGUGACCGUGUCAACAAAUGCUGCUGCUGCUGUGACUGCUCAAGGGACAAUCGGAAAGCACGUUAUCGAGAACGUGGGGUUUGUUACAGCGGCAGCUGCUGCUGCUGGGGAAGAGAAGAAGGGGAAUGGGCUGGGAGGUGGUGAAGGGUGUCUCGACUCGCGGCCCGUAAUCACAAAGAGCAUACCGCAGCGAUCAUAUUCGGCGCUGCUGACGUCACAUCGCAGGCACAAGCUCUCUCACUCCAUCCUUGACCCACCUGCCACGUCACCACUCGACGACAACCCAGACCAACCGCCACGUCAGCAGUUCCACUGGGACGCGUUCCGCACAGCGCGCAUGGCAGGCGCGGGUCUCUUGCUAUCCGGACCCACGCUGCAUCUGUGGUUCACGCGCAUCGCCAGGUUCAUUCCAGGGACUGACGUGCCUCGUGUGCUGCUCAAGAUCACCCUGGGGCAGCUGCUGUACAGCCCUAUCUUCAACUCCGUGUUCUUCUCAAUCAACGCUGCUCUGCAAGGGGAGAACAGGGAGCAGAUCGUUGCUCGCUUGAGACGAGACCUGAUACCAACGCUCAUCAGUGGCGCCUGCUACUGGCCUGUCUGUGACUUCAUCACAUUCCGAUAUGUCCCCGUGAGACUGCAGGUACUAACGAGCAACACUGCAGCUUUCUUCUGGACCAUCUACGUCACUUACAAAGCGAGCCUGGCUCCUGCUGCUGCUGCAAACGCUGAUGCUGAUGGUGAUGCAACUCAACCGGGUGACAGCAAGGAGGACUAG